AUGAAGCCUGGAAUAUCAAGUUAUCUACUACAUCGAGUAAAUGUCACAAUGAAGGACAGUAGGCAGAUCGAGGGCACGAUGCUAUCUGUCGAUACAGACAUGAAUGUGGUUCUUGAAGACAGCGAGGAGUUCAGAUGCAUCAAGAAGCAACCCGAACAGCAAAGGCGAACACUAGGGUUGGUGGUCCUAAGAGGAGAAUUCAUAGUCGACGUGCAGAUUAUAAGCAAGCCUGCAAUCCAAAACACAUAG
Molecule: messenger RNA, 249 nt
Organism: Ordospora pajunii
Lineage: Eukaryota; Fungi; Microsporidia; Ordosporidae
Product: putative LSM domain-containing protein
Exons: 1
Coding region: 1-249 (82 amino acids)
Biological process (GO): mRNA splicing, via spliceosome
Cellular component (GO): cytoplasm; U2 snRNP; catalytic step 2 spliceosome
Molecular function (GO): RNA binding
Source: RefSeq, a predicted model, not a curated record